ACCUCAGAUUUCUACACCGACCCGUUUCGUUACUAGUCUCGUCCUCUCUUUUAUUUUAACCAAUGCUUGCUUGAGAUUCAAUCGAAAACUGAAAUUCGCACGCCUCCGCUGCUCGCCGUCGCCCACAUCGGAAUAUUCCAUUGGCACAACCGUGAAAUCAUCUCAUCAGAUCAAAACGGGGUUUUAACUAGGAUUGUGUGGAUUAAUGGGGAAGAAGGAGAGCGAGGUGUCUGCAAUGGAGAUCGACGAUCCGAAGUCUGAAAGCUCUGAUCAGAUCCUUCCGAGGUUCUCGAUCAAUGUUCUGCAGCUGAUGAAAUCUUCUCAGGCGCAACAUGGUCUGCGUCAUGGUGACUAUGCUCGCUAUCGGAGGUAUUGCUCAGCACGUUUGAGGAGGUUAUACAAGUCCUUGAAAUUCACUCAUGGCCGUGGUAAAUACACUCGACGAGCCAUUCUUGAAUCAACCGUCACUGAUGUUAGGUUCCUUCAUGUGGUUUUCUAUAUGGCGGAAAGAGCAUGGAGCCAUGCAAUGGAAAAAAGACAGUUACCAGAUGGGCCUAAUGCACGGCAGCGGAUAUAUUUGGUUGGUAGGCUAAGGAAGGCAGUUAAAUGGGCUUCCCUUUUCUCAAGUUUGUGCUCUAUUAAGACAGAUUCCAGGACAUCACUGGAAGCUGAGGCAUAUGCAUCCUAUAUGAAAGGAACUCUGUUGUUUGAGCAAGAUCAAAAUUGGGAAACUGGGUUGGCAUGUUUCAAAAACGCCAGAGCUGUUUAUGAGGAACUUGGGAAAUAUGGAGAUCUAGAAAACCAAGUUCUUUGCCGGGAACGGGUUGAGGAGCUUGAGCCUAGUAUUCGAUACUGCCUACACAAAAUUGGCAAGUCAAACUUGCAGACAUCUGAACUUCUUCAGAUUGGUGAGAUGGAAGGCCCUGCAUUGGAUCUUUUCAAAGCAAAAAUAGAGGCUGCUAUGGAAGAGGCUAGAUCUCAACAAGCUGCAUCUCUUACAGAGUUUAAUUGGCUUGGCUACAGAUUUCCGGUUUCGAACCCAAAAUCUCGGGUUUCUAUUUUAAAAGCCCAGGAACUUGAGAAGGAGCUACAGGGUCCGACAGCAGAAUCUCUCCCUGUAGAGAAAAAGCUAACCAUCUUUGAUAAAUUAUUCACUGCAUAUCAUGAUGCCAGGAACACAAUACGCAAUGACUUGGUAAGUGCAGGAAAUGCUGAAUCUGUUAAAGAUGACCUAAAUGGUUUGGACAAAGCUGUUGGAGCUGUGCUAGGACAAAGAACCAUUGAGCGGAACCAGUUGUUGGUUAAAAUAGCAAAGAGUAAACUGAACAGGAAACGUGAUGAUAAAAGUGAAAAGGUUACUAGGCCUGAAGAGCUUGUUCGAUUGUAUGACCUUCUAUUACAGAAUGUCGCUGAUCUUUCUGAUCUCAUUAGCUCUGGAAGAGACAGAAAACCUGAAGAGAUUGCCUUUGAAGAAGAGUGUCAGCGCAAAAGCUUGGCCUUCCGUGCUGAAAGGUGCUUCUACUUGGCAAAGUCAUAUAGUCUAGCUGGAAAGAGGGCUGAAGCAUUCGCCCUGUAUUCUCGUGCUCGAUCUCUUGCUGAAGAUGCCCUGAACAAGUUUCAAAGCAUAGCAAAGAAAGAUGAGGGAACAAUCCAGGAACUGAAGACACUGAUUAAAGAAUGCAGAGCUAAUAGCUGCAUAGAGCAUGCGACCGGGAUUAUGGAGGAAGAGAGGGUUCCAGAGAAUCUGUCGAAUAGAAUUUCAACUAUAUCAAUAAACGAUACAGCUGCGCAGGUGGAGGAGAAGUACCUGUUAGACAAACUGGAUGUGUAUGAAUCUGCGGUUGGGGAUUCAAACACGAAAACAGCACCAAAGAUUGAACGGUUCCCACCGGCAUUCCAAUCAAUACCGCGUAAUCCGAUUGUUCUAGACCUUGCCUACCAUUGCAUCGACUUCCCAGAUAUUGAAAACAGGAUGAAGAAAAAAGGAGGAGGCUUCAUGAGCCGUAUUAGUCUCUGGGGGACAAAGUCCUAAAAACUUUAAACCGGCUUUCUCUCUAAGGUUAAAAAAGAAUCUCGGAUUCAAUCUCCCCUUUUUUACCAGACUCUGAAACUUGUUGCUCUUUUUUAGCUUCUAAAACGAAAUGCAUAAGAUUUCUGUUAAUUUAUUUUGUCGAUUUUUUACAGAAUCACAAUUUAGACAUUUUGUUCUUCCA
Messenger RNA from Arabidopsis lyrata subsp. lyrata, 2213 nucleotides. RefSeq names its product signal recognition particle subunit SRP68. The coding region runs from base 206 to 2032 and encodes 608 amino acids. The transcript is spliced from 14 exons. The record is from RefSeq and is a predicted model, not a curated record. Gene Ontology annotation, cellular component: signal recognition particle, endoplasmic reticulum targeting. Gene Ontology annotation, molecular function: signal recognition particle binding; endoplasmic reticulum signal sequence receptor activity; 7S RNA binding. NCBI's taxonomy places the organism in Eukaryota, Viridiplantae, Streptophyta, Magnoliopsida, Brassicales, Brassicaceae. Gene Ontology annotation, biological process: SRP-dependent cotranslational protein targeting to membrane.